AACCACCAGAGAGGACAGAAACCACCAGAGUGGACAGAAACCACCAGAGAGGACAGAAACCACCAGAGUGGACAGAAACCACCAGAGAGGACAGAAACCAUCUGAGUGGACAGAAACCACCAGAGAGGACAGAAACCAUCUGAGUGGACAGAAACCACCAGAGUGGACAGAAACCACCAGAGAGGACAGAAACCAUCUGAGUGGACAGAAACCAUCUGAGUGGACAGAAACCACCAGAGAGGACAGAAACCAUCUGAGUGGACAGAAACCACCAGAGUGGACAGAAACCACCAGAGAGGACAGAAACCAUCUGAGUGGACAGAAACCAUCUGAGUGGACAGAAACCACCAGAGUGGACAGAAACCAUCUGAGAGGACAGAGACCACCAGAGAGGACAGAAACCAUCCGAGAGGACAGAGACCACCAGAGAGGACAGAAACCAUCUGAGUGGACAGAGACCAUCCGAGAGGACAGAAACCACCAGAGUGGACAGAAACCACCAGAGUGGACAGAGACCAUCCGAGAGGACAGAAACCACCAGAGAGGACAGAAACCACCAGAGAGGACAGAAACCAUCCGAGAGGACAGAAACCACCAGAGUGGACAGAAACCAUCUGAGAGGACAGAAACCACCAGAGUGGACAGAAACCAUCUGAGAGGACAGAAACCACCAGAGAGGACAGAAACCAUCCGAGAGGACAGAGACCAUCUGAGAGGACAGAGACCAUCUGAGAGGACAGAGACAGGACUUUUCCUCCUCCGGUUUCCUGACACCGGCUCCCGCUGCAGCUCCUGCCCGCCCCCCGGCUCCUCCCUCCCGGCCAUGGGCUCCGUGCUGCCCGGCUCCUCGCUGGGCCUGAAGCCGGGCUUCAAGCCGCAGCAGCCGCUCUCCCUGGCGGACAUCAUCACCUCGGACAUCCUGCACAGCUUCCUGUACGGCCGCUGGAGGCACGUGCUGGGCGAGCAGCACCACCACCCGCACCAGCAUCACCUGCAGCACGAGGACCGCAGCACCGCCCCGAGCGCGAGCCCCAAGACCGCGUUCACCGCCGAGGUGCUCGCGCAGUCCUUCUCCGGAGAAGUCCAGAAGUUGUCGAGUCUGGUUUUACCCAGCGAGGUGAUCAUUGCUCAAAGUUCAGUCCCAGGAGAAGGUUUAGGUAUUUUCUCUAAAACAUGGAUUAAAGCAGGAACAGAGAUGGGACCAUUCACCGGACGCCUCAUCUCACCUGAACACAUCGACCUGUACAAGAACAACAACCUCAUGUGGGAGGUGUUUAAUGAGGACGGGACGGUCAGGUACUUCAUCGAUGCCAGUCAGGAGGAUCAGAGGAGUUGGAUGACGUACAUCAAGUGUGCGAGGAACGAGCAGGAGCAGAACCUGGAGGUGGUUCAGAUCGGCAGCAGCAUCUUCUACAAGGCCGUGGAGACGAUCCCUCCGGACCAGGAGCUGCUGGUCUGGUACGGAAACUCCCACAACACCUUCCUGGGAAUCCCUGGAAUUCCUGGAGGAGAUGAAGAACAGAGCAAGAAGAGCAAGAGCGAUGAGUUCCACACCUGUGAAGGCUCCUCUUCCUCCUCCUCUUCCUCCUCCUCCUCCUCGUCCUCCACGUCCUCCUCCUCCAGUGUGGGCCGUAUGCGUUGCGUUAUCUGCCACCGCGGGUUCAACUCCCGCAGCAACCUGCGCUCUCACAUGCGCAUCCACACGCUGGACAAACCGUUCGUCUGCCGUUUCUGCAACCGCCGCUUCAGCCAGUCGUCCACGCUGAGGAACCACGUCCGGCUGCACACCGGCGAGCGCCCGUACAAGUGCCACGUCUGCCAGUCGGCGUACUCCCAGCUGGCCGGCUUGCGGGCGCACCAGAAGAGCGCCAGGCACCGGCCCACCGGAGAUGCCGGGGCCGCGGUGGGAAGUGUGGUGGUAGCUCACUCGCCUCCUCCUCACCCACCGCAGCUGAACGCCAUGCCUCACCCGGCAUCACUGGUUCACCACAUCCCCACCAUGGUGCUGUGAUGGAGAGGAGACAGACGGACGCACCAGAAUACAGACAGGCAUCUUUAAAUUAAACAUAAGAUUAAAUAUUUGGACAAUCUAAAACCUGACAGUCAGGUGUGUCUCUCAUGGAGGAACAUGGUGAACCGUCUGGCAGUUACCCAGGUAGCCAAUCAGCACAUUCGGCUGUGUGCUGGUUGAUCACUGAUGGCUGCUCCCCCGGUCGGAAAAAAAACAGAGCCAAUUAGAGCAUUGAAGGCCAGAUUAAGAACGGGGACGACAUCUUCCUCUGCUAAAAACAGAAAAAGCCCGUUUACUAUUGUUAUGAUUUCCAGAACCAGAACCAGGCAUCCCACAGUGAUCUGGAAUAAACAGACCUGCUUGUUUGUUGAUCUACUAUGAAUAUGAACAAUCUGAGCCUUAAAGUGGUUGUUUAGGUUUUCUGGAGCAAAAUAUUUAAGGAGACCUAUUUUACUGCUUUUCCAGACCUAUUUUGUAGUUCUGUGACGCCUGUAUGGCAGCUUUGCAUGAUUGAAAGUUCAAAAACAUAACUCUCUGUUUUACACUGGCUCUUUAUUUAGGCCUUCACUUCAGCCUCUGUCUGAAACAAGCUGGAGAUGCUCCUGUUUCUUUAAGGCCCUCUCAAAGCCCACUGUCUUCUGAUUGGCCAAGACCUGAAGCAUGUUACCAGGCUGUUGUUGUCGCUGGGCGGUACAGACAGACUGAGCGUUGCUGUGCUGUU
Molecule: messenger RNA, 2732 nt
Organism: Micropterus salmoides (largemouth bass)
Lineage: Eukaryota; Metazoa; Chordata; Actinopteri; Centrarchiformes; Centrarchidae
Gene: prdm12b
Product: PR domain containing 12b
Exons: 7
Coding region: 824-2011 (395 amino acids)
Biological process (GO): neurogenesis
Cellular component (GO): nucleus
Molecular function (GO): histone methyltransferase binding
Source: RefSeq, a predicted model, not a curated record